Neospora caninum is the source of this 2130-nucleotide messenger RNA. RefSeq lists its product as hypothetical. NCBI's taxonomy places the organism in Eukaryota, Apicomplexa, Conoidasida, Eucoccidiorida, Sarcocystidae. Bases 1 to 2130 code for a protein of 709 amino acids. The record is from RefSeq and is a predicted model, not a curated record. The transcript has a single exon.
AUGAUCUCACAGGUGCAUCCGUCUCCCGUCUUUCCCGUUCAGGGGCAUGAGGAAAGCGUGUGCGUUUUUGCCAGGGCGCCCAGACAAACGCCUGUGCCGAGCACUGGACCGAGCCGCAUAUGCCACACGACUGUCCGUCGCGAGUUUUGUUCGACCCUCUCUCGACACGUGCCGCCACGCCUGGAAGCUACUGUCUUUCAAACUCAACAGCAGUCUAGCUGGCAACCCUGCCGGCCUGCCGAUCUGCCGCAGGCUGGCCUGAGGCCGCCGUCAGGACACAGCGACAGCCAGACAGGCAGCAGUGGCGACGGGUCCGCAGCAACGGUGUCGAAAGGCCACAGGCAGGUAGCACUCUUUCCGAUCGGCUCCAACGCGUCGCGCACCGUUUCAGGACCGGGAGAUGAACACGUUGCGCCCGGCAGAGUCGGCCCAAGCCGGGGCAUUGCACAGCCGCGACCGGCCCUCAGUGAACUCUGCAGAUUCAACGGAACGGGCAGCUCCAGCGACAGGCCUGGUCCCGUGGAGCCCGCGAGUAUGUCGGAGCACACCCCAGCUCACGGGCACUCUUAUUUUCCCGCUGGUCUCAAUCUUAGACGUGACUCCACGACUGCUGGAAAUCCUAGGUCUCUCUCCAAGAGUGUCCACUCCACAAGUCAUGCGGAGUUCACAGAAUACUUUGGGGACCCUGGCUCCUGUGGAAGGACUGCUCCCUACUGUCCAGCAUAUCUCAAGACGACCAGGAGCAACGGCUGCGAUCAUUCUUCGGUGGAACGCGCGGAGUUCCGGCUGUCGAGCGCAAGCGCCACUAGCCUCAGCUCUCCUCUGAGCCAGCAGGUGAGCGGUCGCUCCCGUACGGCGUCACCUCUGGAGGGUUCCGGUUUGUUCUUCUCAUCUUGUCCCGCUAGCGCCGGCGCGCGCCGCUUCCAGAAGAACGAGACAGCAAGCAGGUAUGUCAGGGGCCGCUGGCGUUCACCUGGCGCUUCCAUCUGCCAUCCGAUACCCAGCUGUGGCGGCGCAGAGGACGAAGCCGUGCACCUAAACCUGGAAAGGAGAACGCCUUUCGACGGUGGACAGCUGGCCGUCGACCGACGUCCUCGACAUAGCGGGACAAACCGUUUUGCGACGGCAAUUCAAAGGCAUAUUGAACGGAUGUCGAGGGGGCGAGCACCGGCAACCAGGAAUUCCUCGGAGCAAGGACUGCCUCAAGCGCAAACCAAUGCAGCCGACAGCAAAAGCUCUGCAGGGAGAACCCUGGGAGGCGGAGGAGCAGGAAAGCUCGCCACUGGCGCCGUGCUGCGUUCACGCUUUUUCUCACGAAAUGGUUCAAGAGGCACACCAAGGGGACCAGAGGAGGCCUCGAUUGGCGACUUCGAAGAAGUUCUCAAUUCGCUCGUGCCAACCUGGUCAGCUGCGGAGGACGAAAAGGUGCAGAAGCCAAAGCGAUCCGCUGCCCGCGCGGGGAACAGCCCUCACUUUCCUGCUGACGAUCGAUCGAGUGGACUGCGCGAACGCCAAAUUUUUACUGCUAAUGACCGCACGUUCAUGGCCGGUGAGUUGUCUGUUCGACCGCGCAGCCGCCGGUCUGGUUCGCAGGUCGUCAAAUCUUGCCAGUCCAAUGUUACAAGUGGUUCGUCCGAAGCGCCCAACAUGUCAAGUGGAAGGAGACAAUCGCCACCACGCGACGGAGGAUCGCCUGUGACUAUCACCGGGCUACGAGAAGCGACACCGCCGCCGAAAUGUCGAGAACGGCAGUCCGAAGGCACGAGUCGAUCUCCCAGCGUCAGCGGGAACCCCAGAGACAGAAGCGCUAGCCGUUGCCCGAACCGUGCAGGAGAGAACCUGCUUCACACCAAAACACAACUCCACGACAAGAUACCGGCCCAGACCAGAAAGGUAAGCCUCCACGAGUCGUCCUCUAACAGAAAGUCAGACACUCACCACCGAACUCAGGGGGAUGCCUUUGGAGAACUAUGGGGAAGCAUCCACUCUUCAGGCUGUGCGCGGAAUGUGGCUGCAGUUAAUCUGCUAUCGUCACUGUUCUCUCAAGCUCGGUACACGUGCACGCGAAUGCAUUCACAAAACGGGAAAAGUUUGAGCGGACACCGUUUCGUUUGUUGCCACAGAUUGUGA